Sesamum indicum (sesame) is the source of this 2124-nucleotide messenger RNA. RefSeq names its product BCL-2-associated athanogene 1 (gene BAG1). The record is from RefSeq and is a predicted model, not a curated record. NCBI's taxonomy places the organism in Eukaryota, Viridiplantae, Streptophyta, Magnoliopsida, Lamiales, Pedaliaceae. Gene Ontology annotation, biological process: protein stabilization. Gene Ontology annotation, molecular function: protein-folding chaperone binding; adenyl-nucleotide exchange factor activity. Gene Ontology annotation, cellular component: cytoplasm.
UGUUCUGUUCGCUGUCCAUACAAUUUUUUAAUACUCCCCCAUUUUCAUCUCUCUCUCUCUCUCUCUCUCUCCUUCUUGGAGUCUUCUUUCUCCAGCCAAGCGGAGAGAGAGCACACUGAAAUCACCUCAAUAUUCAUUUAAUUUUUUUCUCUUAAUUUUUUCAUCAGUAGUCGUUUGAUUCUCAGGGCUCAUUUCCAUCGGGGUUGCAAGAUUCGCAGGCUCAAAAUUCUUGGCUGAUUUCACGCGACAACUGAUUCUUGCUACAUUUCCGGGUUUUUUUGUAAGAGAUCUGAGGAUUUUUUUCUUCUUUCUUUCACAAUUUCAGCUCCAAGCCCACAUAGUUGAAUUCCUUCCGCCGACGGUCCGUCUCCGGCGAUCUUUUUUUACCGCUCAAGAUUCACGGGUUUGACUUUGUUUUUUCUUUUUCUGUUUAAAGUGAAAAAAGAACACAAAAAUCCGUUUGGUUUGUGUGGUUGUUACCUGCCAUUAGAUACAGUUACUGAUGCUGUUGUAAGAAUUAGGAUAGAGAUUCUUUGUAUGGACGCGUGGCUACGGCGUUGCAUUCGUGUAAUGCUGAGGUUCAGAAGUCCGUAAAAGAGCUUUGGCUUUCCCUCGGAGGUUUGGUAUUUUUUUCGAUUUGUCUGAUUUUGUGAGAUGGGCUAUGUAUGAAUUAACUCCAGAUCAACUUGGAGUCAGUGCUCUGAUCUGCUGAGCUCUCAAUCUUCUCGAAAUUUCAACCGCCUGUUAGCGGCUAUUUAACCAGGCAGCCAACUCAGAGGUUUUUGGUGUUGUACGAGAAUCGAAAAAUGAUGCGGAUGAGGACCAAGAACGACUACUUGCCGCCACAAACCAAUGGUGACGAUUUGGGCAGGAGCGGAGAUGGAGGCGGCGGCGGAGGCCGCAGUGGAGGUGGUGAGAAAGAGUGGGAGCUUAGGCCCGGCGGAAUGUUGGUCCAGAAGCGGACGGACGUGGAUCAGAACCGCGUCCCACCACCAACCAUUCGCGUGCGUGUCAAAUACGGGUCGAUAUAUCAUGAAAUUCGCAUCAAUUCACAAGCCACCUUCGGAGAGUUGAAGAAGAUGUUAACCGGGCCGACAGGGUUGCACCACCAGGAUCAGAAGCUGUUCUACAAGGACAAAGAGAGGGAUUCAAAUGCGUUUCUUGACACAUCAGGAGUGAAGGACAAAUCCAAAAUCGUGCUUCAGGAGGAUCCAAUUAGCCAAGAGAAACGCUACCUAGAGAUGAGGAAGAAUGCUAAAAUGGAAAAGGCUGCAAAGUCCAUCUCAGAGAUCAGCUUGGAAGUGGAUAGGCUUGCAGGGGAGGUGUCUGCACUUGAAUCUGUAAUUUCUAAAGGUGGGAAAGUUGCUGAAAAGGAUGUGGUGAACCUCAUUGAGUUGUUAAUGAAUCAGUUGCUUAAAUUGGAUGGCAUCAUUGCUGAUGGUGAUGUCAAAUUACAGAGGAAAAUGCAGGUGAGAAGAGUGCAAAAGUAUGUUGAAACUCUAGACAUGUUGAAGAUCAAGAACUCGAUGCCACCGAGCAAUCAAGUCCCCUUGCAGCAGACGUCCACUCAACCACACCAACAGCAGAGGUACUCAAACGGGCACGUCUCAUCGCCCGUCCAGCCACAGGCAAUCAAACAAGCCAGGCAUUCUUUUGGGCAUUCAUUAAUUGAUUCACCAAACCAACACCAGCAACCGUCGAGGCACUCCGCCUCGGGUGCCUCUGUGGUAAUAACAACACAAUGGGAGACGUUCGAUACUAUGCCAGCACCAAUGGGCAGUGCACCUUCAACAUCGACAACGGGAACGAGCGCGACCCGUCCGGCACAACCGAGUUUUACAUGGGAUUUGCUUUGAGUAGGUAGUAGGCCAAAGUAUAUGUGCAUUUUGGGUUUGUUUGCUCAGUUGGUUUGGUAUCUAUUCUCCAUUCUUUUCUGUAUUUAGAGUUUUGUUAGAAUCCCCUAAAUUUCUUGUGUCAUUUGCUUCUCUGAAAUAAAUGGGGCUACUGUUAUAAUGACUGGUGUUUACACUACAUGAUGAGAUUGGUGCUUUCUCCAUCCACCCCCCAUUUGAACUAAUUUUCCACUUGUAUUGUUUCUGCUACUCAACAUAUUACCAUUCUACA